CUACAACACAAUCUCUGUGUGCUUCCUUCUGGAUAUUACCGAGAGGCUGGAUUGCAAUUGCAGAGCAAUUACAUCCUUCCUGUUUAAUGGUGACCAGAACUGCACUCAAUACUCCAGCCGUGGCUCCACCAGUACUUUAUGGAGACAAAUCAAUGGCACAUCUUUGCAGUCAUCCCUUUCAGGACUUAAUGCAGAGGCAGUCAUGCCAAGACUGGAAUGCACCAUCCUCCCCUUCAUACAGCCAAAACUGUGGAUCCGAUAUGUGGGCAACACAUUCGUCGUCAUUAAACACACCAAGUUAAAGGCACACCAUCUCAUCAGCAACGUUUUCACCAGGAUCAAAGUUAUGAGAUAAGAGGAAGAUGACAAUCAACUUGUGUUUCUAGACUUCAGGGUAGAAUGAAUGACCAAUGGGUAGCUCCAAACCACAGUAUAUCAAAAGUUAACCCACACUGACCAAAUGCUCAAUUUCCACAACAAUGACCCCAAUGGCAAGAAACAAAGCUGUGUUAGGACACCAUUCAAAUGGGCCACAACUCAAACGCACCAGAACUACGCAGGAAGGGGGAAGAGCACCUCUAAAAGGUCUUUGCUAACAACUGAUAUCCCAACAACUUCAUCUGCUGAUGCCUGCUAGAUUAAUAACAAGAGGGCACAAUAUGCCCCAAGAUACUGGCCGCACUACCCAUGGACAUACCAGAACUGACAACGAGACUACUGUGACCACUAGGAAUCAUGGUAGCGCACAUAGCCACACUGCAGCAAACACUCAAGGACCAAAGGCCCCAUAUACCAUGACAUGCAGGACCGAUGUAGUUUACAAAAUAUAUUACAAUAACUAACAAACAUUACAACGGCUAGACUGAAUGGAAACUAUCCAUCAGAAUACAUGAACACCAGCUUGUGGCAAAUUGACAUGAGGAGCGUUUCCUCAUCUCUGUACCUUCGGACAAUGUGACCUACCUUGGUUCAAGCCAACUGUAGACACGCACAGGAAUUUCUAGAUGACUUGUUCAACCUGUAAUGCAAUCAACAAAUAUGUGGAAUUAGAUGCCCUGUACAAACCCAUGCAGAACAGAAUUGGCACUGACACAACCCAACUUAACAGACCAGAUCAUAUAAAUACCAAAUGGAGUAGAACAACAUCACUUCUUCAGAGGCUACACAGAUGAUGUUACCUAGCAUGGUGAUGAAAAGUCUGUAUGAUAACCAGCCAGCUCGAUGAAGUCUGCUGGAACAGUUGACCAGAAUUUAUUUACUGACACCUACUGUAAGGUAUGCAGUGCUCAGCUGAUUUCAGAGUCUCAGAGAGUGGCACAUUAUGAGAGUCGAAAACAUGCCAGCAAGGUUCGACUUUACUACAUGCUUCACCCAGUUGAUGGAGGAUGUCCAGCAAAGAAGCUCAGAUCUGAAAAUGGAAGUGGUGAUGGAGAUGUGGACAAGAACAAAUGCUGCACGCUGUGUAAUAUGUCGUUUACCUCUGCAGUGGUAGCACAGUCACAUUACCAAGGCAAAAUUCAUGCUAAAAGACGCAGGCUAUUGCUGGGAGAGGAGCCAUCUUUUGGAACAGAACCAAAGCAGAUUUCCUCAAGACCUAGCCCAAUAACAAAUCCAUCACGACAGAGAAGAGAUUCAGACAGAUUCUGUCAACUCUGUAACGCUUGGUUUAAUAAUCCAAUGAUGGCCCAACAACACUACGAUGGUAAGAAACACAAGAAGAAUGCAGCACGAGCAGAUUUAUUGGAACAGCUCGGUCAGACCCUAGAUCCUGAAGCACUCAGAGCACUAAAGCGCAGUUACACUUGCAGUUUGUGUCACGUGAUCCUGAAUUCCAUCGAACAGUACCAUGCUCAUCUCCAGGGUUCGAAGCAUCAGACAAACUUGAAAAACCAAUCGUGAGAUCCUUCGAGAGCAAAAUUAUUUACUGAAUUCAACUUCAAGAUAUUCUGUUCUCCUUCAGGGCAUCCAAAUUUUAUUCAAUGCAGGGGUGAUCAUCUUUUUCAAGAAGCAUUGGACACCUUCAUAAACUGGUGUUUCCUUUCUUCCCAAAGUAGAAGUAUCUCAAGGGAUAUCUGUCACACUGUGUUGGAAGCAAAUUCCAUUGGUUGUGAACUCCGCACAAGAGUAAACAACAUGUUUUGAAGGAAACUCGUGUCUCUUCAAGCACAUAUUUUCAAGCACUACAGUUGUUUGUUGCCCAGAUCAUUCCAGGCUGAUGGAUGAACAAGACUGCAUUCCAGCCAAAAAUACCCGAAGGAUUCUUUUGAAAGUUUCAACAUUUUCGAAGGGCUGCAUUGAAGGAUUUGCAUUUGUACAGCAAAUUCCAUGACAGAAUGUUCUGAAGUACUUGAGUAUCCAUUCAGUAUUUUUCAAGUGUGUGAUUUUUGUAAUGUAGCAACAUGCAAAGUGGGUACAGCAAAAUCCCACAGGCAGCGGUGAGAACAUACUUGCGAACUAUACCAGCAGAAUUAGUCUGCUGCUUAGUGUUGUUGGGAGAACACUUACAUCCACCUGAGAGAGUAGAUGGAAUUUUGUUUAAUGUUUCAUCUGUAACUUGCACCUCUGACAGUGCACCUCUAUCUCAGUAUUGCACCAAAAUGGCAAGCUAGACUCUGUGAUCAAAUCUGUGGACAGUAUUUUGAGCCCAGGAUCUACUGGCUGAGGGUUGAGAGUACAACAAAGAAAUUGGGUUUAAUGGAUGGGCAAACAGUCUUUUCUGGAUUGCAGUCUGGCUGAAUAUAACAGGAUGAAAAUCCCUUCCUCUUUGAUUGAUGGGACCUAAGUCGGGAUUGUCAAUAUUUUUCAGUUUUUUCAAACCCAAGAAUUAAAACUUCCCAGUUGUUUGAAGAUCAGAGAGAGGAAGCAGUGCACUUUAUGCCUAGAUGCUUUCCAUGAUCUAUUUAAAACAGAUUGUCACUGUUACAAAGUUAAUUAAACUUACUGACUAGCUUUUUAGCAACAGGUCAUUGGAAGGGUGAAAGUGGGCAUCUGUCAUGUUUAAAGUUUUACAUUGAAGUGUUGACCACAUUUGUUCUCAUACUUACCAAGUACAUUUCUUGUGAGGACCGGGGUGUAUUGUUCAGUUUUGCAACCCACUGGCAGCACCUAUAACAUGUCAGACCAGACAUGGUCUACAUUCAUCUUGGUUCUAAACUUAGUAAGCUUAUAUGAUUGCCCUGAACUGAGGCCAGAUACAUUUUUCUCAAUUUACCUCUCUGACCUACAUUAACAGUUUUGUGCCAGAUUGUUUCCAUUAUCUCUGAUGUAAAUGGGUUUUGUGCUGAAGGCCGCAUCCACUCUUAGCUGAGUUGAGACUAUUGAAAGACAUUUCACACGGAACCUUUCCAAUCAACAAAGGUCUCACCUAACAACCUUGGCAGUAUUCAAUCAGCUUGCUUGAAUACAAUGCAACUAAGAUAGAAACUGAAGCCUGGACCUAUGAGCACUGUCUCACAAAUAUGAUCUCAUGUUGUAUUAGCUAGCAUGAUGAGAACUUCAAAAGUUUUCAUAUUUCUAUCUGCAGAUAGUUUCAUACCUGCUAUUUAAAGGAUUAAUGUCUUUUGAGAGGUCAAAGGGCCUUCAUGGAUAAUUUCUGAUUUGCUAGCUUCAAUACUUCUUGUCUCAGUCAAAUGCACUAAGCCUUCUCAGAAUGAACCCCUUUGAUUUCAGAGAACUGAGAAGUGGCUUUGUCAACUUGGAAUGCAAUGAGAGCUGUGGAAGUUAUUUGAAGUAUGCUGUUAAAGUUUCACAAUUUAAGAUAGAUACAUAAUCUCAGUUAACAAGGAAAAAAAAGUGUAAAUACUCUUAAGACCCCAGUACCAAGAAUGCUAAUUUUUAUUGCUAAUUCUUUUGAUAACAUAUAGAUACAAACACCAUGAGGAAACCCUUUAAUCAUCGUGAUGCAAAAAGUGCCAUAUGCAAAAAAAAAAAUUUUCUUCAACAAUACAUAUUUCAGUUAUCAAGGGAGAGUUUUAAGUCCUGAUUAACUCUUUGACAACUAAAAAGUUUACAUCACUCUGAGGAACCGUGUCUGCAUAAGAUUUCUCAAUCAAGUUGAAUUGAACAUCUCAUGAACCUAAACGUUUUUUAGAAAAUGCUAAAAUGAUGACUGCACAUGUUCACUGAUUGCCUGGACUGUUGGAACAUUUGGCAAAGUUACAAAGAGAGUGUACUGUCAAUGAUAGGGGUAGAUCAGUCUUGUCAUUCAAAGCUUGCAUUCUAUCAAAUAAUUGAGCAGAACCAGUCAGACUCCAGAACAAAGCUCUCGACAGUUCCAAAAUAAUCAAGACAUGGAAAUGUUGAGAAAUUAAAUAAAUUUUGAUGAUUAAAAGAACAUGCUGGAAAAGCACAACAGAUCUGGAACUGCCCACAGACACUCUGCAUAGUAGACAGAAGAGUCACUGCUUCUUAUCCAAGGCCAGCAUUCCAAGUAAUCCAAUCAGAAAUUUUCAAAAUAUUCAAACCUACAAAAUUAGAGCUGGAGAAAGUUUUGCAGAAUGACUAAUGUAGUUAGUUUUCGGGGUCCAGAUGAAGCUGUGAAUUAUCUAGUGAAUAUUUUUCAACUUUAGGCCAGUAAUUCACAAUAGGAAAUCUGUUGGACAGUGUUUAGGUGGUAGUGGCAUGACGCCCUCAUCAGUGAACUGCUGCAACCCUCUGAGGUGUACAGAUCUCUGUGUAAUCCAUGCUGCGGCUUUUGUUUGACAACUUAUUGGUUAAUUCCCAGUGUUCUCCCAGGGAGAAACUUAUGCUCCUGGCUUUGGCUGUAUGACAGAAUUUGACAAUGUACUGUAAAUAAAAUGCAUUUAGUUUCCAUGACAAUCCGUGCAUUUCCUGGUUGCAAUAAACCAUGAUGUUGACCAAGUA
Molecule: messenger RNA, 4863 nt
Organism: Stegostoma tigrinum
Lineage: Eukaryota; Metazoa; Chordata; Chondrichthyes; Orectolobiformes; Stegostomatidae
Gene: zmat4a
Product: zinc finger, matrin-type 4a
Exons: 8
Coding region: 1222-1899 (225 amino acids)
Cellular component (GO): nucleus
Molecular function (GO): zinc ion binding; nucleic acid binding
Source: RefSeq, a predicted model, not a curated record